CAAAAAUGAACCGUUCCUCUGUUGCCUGCAAAUAACGCGAAAAUCUCUCUGAGAAAAAAUAAAAAUAAAAUAAAAGAAACCGAACCAGUCGUGGGAAGGAUCCGAAAGAAGAUGAACCAGAGAAAUUUGAAGAAGAAACCCUAAUCUUAGCCUCGCUUUUAUUCUAUCUUCUUCUUCUUCUUCUUUCUUCGUUCUUAAUCUGAGAGGCGCCAAGAUUGGUACGGGCGGAGCUAGGCUAGGGUUAGGAUUUUAGGCUCGGGAAAUUAGGGUUAGGGUUUUGAUUUUAUUGGCUGUUUCUUUCUCCUGUGGUUUGGGAGGUGAAAUUGAAAGGCGGAGUUGUAUUGGAGGAUUUGGGAUUUUAGGGUUAGGGUUAAGUGUUUUCUCGUUUUUUCAUGGGAGGUGUGGGAGUUUAUGGUGGUGGUUUGUGUCGGUUAUGAACGUUGACCAAUGCCAGUGGCGGAAGAAGAUGAUGGGUAGGGGAGUGGACGGAGGUUGUGGUGCUGAAGAGAAGCCUUAUCGACCAUUUCGUAGGGUUGCGUUAGAUAAGGAGAAUGGGUAUGAGGAUAUGGGUUCGUUGGAAAUCGAUUUCUUAGCUCAAGCUAGCAAAAAUCUAUCUGAGAGGUCUCCUUUUGAUGUUCCUGAAGAUGGUUCUACUUCUGUGUUAAGUGUGCCUACUCUACCUAUUGCUUUAGCUAAUUUGCUGAAGAACCAUUCGGAUAAUAAGAAACGGCAUAAGAAGUCUCAUUCUGGUGCGGAUAAGAAGAAGAAGAAGUCUUCUAGGCAAGGGGAUAAGUUGAGAAGUGGGAGUAUCUGGCUUGAACAUGAGGACUACUUUAGGCGCUUAGAUUUUCCUGAUUUAGAAACUUUGUCUGAUUUAGCAUCUCUACGAUCUUUAUCUUCUAGAAAUUGCUUUUCCAUUCCAUCGGUGGAAUACGAUUCUAUUGAUAUUCAACAGAGGGAAACUGAUGCGAGUGCAAAGAAUGAGGAUGUUGUUUGUGGAGAUGGCGUUGUUCUGGAACAAAUUAAGAACCUUCUCACUAAAGAUAUAUCUGAAGGCACAGUAAGAAAAGAAGAGGAUGUUGUUAAGCCAAUGGGUGUUGACAAUGUAGGGAAUGGAAUCUCCUCUGGGUCAGACUAUUCUGGUAGUUUAGAAUGGGUUUUAGGUAAUAGAAAUAGGAUUUUGUUGACAUCAGAAAGGCCCUCCAAAAAGCGGAAGCUUCUUGGUAGUGAUGCAGGUUUGGGGAAAUUAAUGGUUGCGGCUCCUUGUGAAGGGAAUGCGUUGUUAUGUGAUUUUUGCUGCACUGGUCAUCAUCAGUUGAUUGUUUGCACUUCCUGCAAAGCUACAGUUCACAAAAAAUGCUAUGGCCUGCUUGAAGAUUCAGGUAAACCUUGGUUGUGCUCUUGGUGUGAGCUGGAGAAUGGUCGUGCUGAUUCUGAAAGACCAUGCUUGCUUUGUCCAAAAAAGGGUGGCAUCCUUAAACCUGUUCUCUCAAAAACUGAGAAUGGUGGGCCGGCGGAGUUUGCUCAUCUGUUUUGUUCUCUGUGGAUGCCUGAGGUGUAUAUAGAAGACUUGAAAAAAAUGGAGCCCAUCUUGAAUUUUCCUGGGAUAAAAGAAACUCGGAGGAAGUUAUUGUGUAACUUGUGCAAGGUGAAAUCUGGUGCUUGCAUUCGCUGUUGUAAUGUCGUUGUCCUUACUUUGUCUAUGCCAGAUAACCCAAUUGUCUGGAUUAUUUUCACUGGAAAAUGCUUUGUUGGCAUUUAUUAUCACAAUGCAGUGGAGGCAGGGAAUAGGCUAGAGGUCUGGGGAAAACAUGGGUGUGAUACUGUUGAACUGCGAGCUUUCUGCUCGAAGCAUUCAGAUAUUCAAGAAAGUGGAAAGUCAGUAGAGGGAGGAGAAAGUAAUGCAGCUGAAAGUCGUUCUCCUAUAUGUCAUCUUCCAUCAGAAUCUGUUGGAGAAGGUCACCUAAGUAAUGAUGAGAUGGGAGUUGAUGUAGGAACACCGGGUACAGGUUCUGAUAUUUCGAGAAACAGUGACUUACAAGAGCUAGAAUCACCACAUUCAAAAUUUAACUUGUCUGCAACAGACAAUGUAGAAUCAGGGAUGACUGGGAGAAGCAACGAAGAUGAAAGAACUCUGUCCAAGUCUCUUAGUUUUGGAUUGAUUCUGAAAAAGUUGAUCGACCUGGGUAAAGUGGAUGUGAAGGAUGUGGCUGCAGAGAUUGGGAUUAAUCCUGAUGCUUUGAGGGCUAAACUUACGGACGGAGACUUGUUACCUGAUUUACUAGGCAAAGUAGUUAAAUGGCUUAGCCAGCAUGCACACAUGGGUUCUUCGGAUAAAGGCAAAAAUUUAAAACCUAAAGCUAAUGGAUCAGUUUUGAAGAAAGAAGGAAGUGUUAGUUUGGCACCUGAUCAUUCUCCAGAAGAAAAGAAUUCAAUAGUGCUUGAUCAGAAAGUUCAUCAUGGGAAAAGUUCAGUUAUUCCUUCUGAUGAUCAUGGAGAACAAUCAAACUCCAGUUCUUCUGGAGUCAUGAUGGAGAAUGCCUUUUCCUUGAGGCCAAAUAGUUCUCAGAAUCGUGGAAAUUUGAACUGUCCAAACCCCAUUAUCUUGGAUCUCUUCAAUCAGGAAGCAUAUCCUGGUUUCAAUCCUCAUCGUUAUAUCCACAAAGAAUUGUCAGAACUUGGCAAGGAACAAACCCUGAAAAGCAGCACGGAUUCUGAUGUGGCUAGGAUGACAACCAAUUUUGAUGGCUCUGAAGAAGGAAACAAACAUCUGCAGGGUGCAGAGACAUUUCUUCAGUUAUCUAAAGCUAGGAAAUUGGGCAUACUGGAUCUGUCUCCUGAAGAUGAAUUGGAAGGAGAACUUCUAUAUUAUCAGCUUCAGUUACUUGGCACUGCAGUUUCAAGAAAGCAACUAUCUGACAAUUUAGUCUAUGAAGUUGCUAAAAAGCUGCCUCUGGAAAUUGAUGAACAACAUGGACGAAGAUGGGAUGAUGUUCUGGUCAACAAAUAUUUCCAUGAUGUCAGGGAAGCAAGAAAGCAAGGUAGGAAAGAGCAAAGAAACAAACAAGCCCAGGCUGUUCUAGCUGCUGCUACUGCUGCAGCGGCGACAUCUUCUAGGAAUACAUCGCUUAGGAAAGAUAUGUCAGAAGAACCUGCACAACAAGAGAUGAGCACUUCUAGACGUAAAGUUGUUGGCAGCUCUCACCUAGUUCCACAGACAAAGGAAUCACUUUUAAAGAUGGCUGUUUCUGGGCCACCAUCCGAGAAGCGGUCUGAUCAUCACACACCAGACUUUUUAGUAGAAAAUCCACGAACUUGUGACAUCUGCAGGCGCUCCGAAACUAUAUGGAACCUGAUUGUAGUGUGCUCUAGUUGCAAGGUUGCUGUUCACAUUGAUUGCUACAAAUGUGCUAAAGAAUCUACUGGUCCCUGGUACUGUGAGCUAUGUGCGGAGUCAUCUUCAGAACCUUCUUUCAAUUUUGGGGAAAAACCGAAUUCUUCUACAGAAUGUACUCUGUGUGGUGGCACAACUGGGGCUUUUAGGAAAACCACAAAUGGGCAAUGGGUACAUGCGUUUUGUGCUGAGUGGUCCUUGGAGUCAACGUUCAGAAGGGGACAAAUAAAUCCUGUGCAGGGAAUGGAGUCUCUGGCCAAGAAAACGGAUAAUUGUUGUGUAUGCCAACGGAUAUAUGGUGCAUGCACUAAGUGCAGUUAUGGUAACUGCCAGACGACAUUCCACCCCUCCUGUGCCAGAAGCGCGGGUUUUCAUAUGACUGGUGGUGGUAAACAUCCGCAUAAGGCGUACUGUGAGAAGCACAGCAUGGAGCAGAAGGCAAAGGCCGAAUCUCAGAAACAUGGUGCAGAGGAGCUGAAAAGUCUCAAACAUUAUAGGGUUGAACUUGAGAGGUUACGCCUUCUGUGCGAGCGGAUAGUCAAGAGGGAGAAAUUAAAGCGAGAGUUGGCUAUUUCCUCACAUGAAAUACUUGCUGCCAAAAGGGAUCAUGCUGCACGGCCAUUACAUGUCCGUAAUCCAUUUUCUCCUCCAGAAGUUUCGUCGGACUCAGCUACAACAUCAAUAAAAGGCCAUCCUGAUAGUAAUAUAUCUGGCAGUGAAGCAAUACAGAGGUCAGAUGAUAUCACUAUUGACAGCACAGUCACUGAUAAGCGCAGAGGCAAAGGUCCCUUAUUAAUGGACACGGAUCAGAAAACUGAUGACAGUGCUACUUCCAAGAGUCGGUUUUCCCGUAAACUAACAGAAAGACAGAUCUUAUCUGGGAAAACUGUUCCCCGCAAACAUUGUAUAGUGUCACCUAGUGUUUCAGAGGAUGGAGAUAACGGGUCAAAGCCCAAGAAGCAGCAUGUAGAAACAUUUGCAAAAGAGCUGGUGAUGACAUCAGAUGAAGCUUCUUUCAAGAACCGGCGGCUCCCAAAGGGAUACUUCUAUGUUCCUGUUGAUUGUCUUCAGGAAGACAAACCGGGAAACCAGAAGCUGGCUUCAUCUGACAAGCCAGCGAACCAGAAGACAUCUUCAGGUGAUCAGUCAGGUAAAGACGACGGGUAAAAGCUGAGAACACACAUUUUGGCUCAUUGCUCCUACCUUAAUUAGAUACUGGCUAUUGGUGGACAUUGUCUUCUGCGCCCUAACCAGGAUUCACCAACUGGCUUAAAGCAAAAGAACAGAUGGUAUUGCGCUACAAAAGAGCUGUGGCUGCAACUGAGAAUCAGCUAAAAAAAGCUAUUGUGAAGCUUUUGGGUACUCGAUACAAACUGUGCCUAUUGGUAAUGUUUGAGAUUUGAGGGUAACAUCUCUAUAGGAAAAAGGCUUCAGAUUGGAUUCAGGGAAGUGAGAAAAAAGCUCCCUAUUACCAUAUAAAGAAGGAUCGGUCACGUGUAAUUCUGUUUGUAUAAAGAAGCGGAAAAAAAAGAAAAGGGUUGCAUAAGUGUAUAUAUUCAUCAAUUGUGUCUAAAAUCUGACCAAGGGAAUAAUA
Molecule: messenger RNA, 4988 nt
Organism: Arabidopsis thaliana (thale cress)
Lineage: Eukaryota; Viridiplantae; Streptophyta; Magnoliopsida; Brassicales; Brassicaceae
Product: PHD finger family protein
Exons: 21
Coding region: 434-4561 (1375 amino acids)
Cellular component (GO): nucleus
Source: RefSeq, marked reviewed